Molecule: messenger RNA, 2348 nt
Organism: Paramecium sonneborni
Lineage: Eukaryota; Ciliophora; Oligohymenophorea; Peniculida; Parameciidae
Source: the annotation of a GenBank genome assembly
AUGUCAAUUACAAAUACUCAUUUAUUAAAUCCUUCACCUUAUAACAGCAUGCUUAAAAAAUAAACUAAUGGAAAUUAAUCUCAUUCAUCUUUAAAGGUAAUAUUAUAUUUUCUUAAAUAUUAGAACUUUUCAAACCUAGUUCCAUAAAUUAAUGUGUAAAUUAAAAAUUAGAUGCAAUUAAAUUUUAAUUGUUAAACCUAAAGAGAAUACAAACAUAGAUAAUCUGAAUUAGACACUAAGAGAAAAUAAUAAUCUCCAAACGUUUAAAGGUUUAGUUAAGCAAAAAAUAAUAAUUUUGUUUCGGGUUAUUAUUCGAAUGGAAGUGCAUAAUAAAAAAAUAUUAAUCUAAUGAAACAAUAAAUUUGUUAUCAACUCAAUUCUGUAUAGGAUUUAAAGAAAGGAUUAAUAGAAGAGAAAAAAAGUUUAAAAAAAUAAUCAAAAACUAAGUCUUCUGAAUAAUUAUUAUCAAAAUCAAAUAAAAUAACAACAGAACCUGUCUAGAAAACUUAAAGUAAUUAAAAUUUGAUAAAUAAAAUAAAAGAGUAGUCAAAUUAAUAAAAGAGUGGAAGUGUUAGCAAUCCAAUCGAAUUUAAUUUUAAAAAAUUAUUACAAAAAUACCAUUUUACUUUAAAUAAAGCUAAAAGUACAGAUAAAUUAAAAAAUCAAAAUCAUCAUGAUUUUUUAAAAGAAUCUUUUAAAUAAAAAGAAUAAUAAUAAUAAUAAGGAUCUUUAUAACAUUAUAUAAUAAUUCAUCUUUAUGAUUAAGAGAAAACAUUAGAGAUAAAAUAUGAUUGUUUUGAAAAGAAAACAGAUCAAUUACUAGAAUAUUUGAGUGAAGUUUGUUAAGAUAGUAUAUAUUUUAUAUAUAAACACAAGAUGAGAAUAUAAUUGGAUUUUCAUCAGUAGAGAAUAAUAUAGCAAUAGAAUAUUAUUUAAGUUUAAAGAACAAAGAUUUAAUGAUAUUGGAUAAGUAAACAAUAAAAUUAUAGCCUUUAUAUCCAGAAUAUACUUAGAAAUUAUCAUUAAAGAGCUUUCAUUUUUUAUUAUGUGUAGGAAUAGGAGGAUUUUCAAGAGUAUAUUUGGUAAGAUCAAAAAGGAAUGGAAGAUUUAUAGCAUUAAAAUUGAUAUCAAAAUAAUUUAUAGUAGAAAAUUAAAAACAACAAAUAGUAUAAAAUGAGAGAGAUGUUAUGGUUUAAUUGAAUUUAAGUGAUUAAUAAAUGCCAAAAUAAUUUAUAUGUUAAUUAGAAUGUGCUUUUGAGACAAAACAUUGGGUAUGUUUUGGUAUGGAAUAUUGUCCUGGAGGUGAAUUAUUUAAUUAAUUAAGAAAAGUUUAGAGAAUGAAUUAAGAUUAAGCAAAAAUUUAUUUUGUUGAAGUUUGUAUUGCAAUAGCAUUUUUACAUAGUUAAAAUGUAUUGUAUAGAGAUAUAAAACCAGAAAAUAUUUUAAUUGAUGAAUAUGGACAUUUAAAAGUAGCAGAUUUUGGUUUAGCUAAACCAAAUAUGGGAUAAUCUGAUGAAGCAUAUUCUUUUUGUGGUUCUCCUGAAUAUAUGGCACCAGAAAUGUUAUAAUAAUAAGGACAUACAUUUGCAGUUGAUUAUUAUUGUUUAGGUGCUUUACUUUAUGAAUUAUUAACUGGUUUACCUCCUUUUUAUUCAAAAAAUACAGAUGAAAUCUUUUAAAGUAUUUUAAAUGAUGAUUUACAAUUUCCAGUUAAGGUUUGUUCUCCAGAAGCUAAAGAUUUAUUAAGAAAAUUAUUACAUAAAGAUCCUAAUUAAAGAAUGGGUAAUAGAGAAGGAAUUUAAGAUAUAUUAAGUCAUUAAUUUUUUGAUGAUAUGAAUUUAAUUGAUAUUUUAAAAAGAAAAAUAUAACCUCCAUUUUUACCAAACCUAAUAAAAUUCAAUUUUGAUCCUAAAGAAUUCAAAUAAGGAGAAUAAUAAUUCAAUUUAGAAUUAUAAAAAUCACUUUAAAGUGAUUAAGAAAUACAAUUUGAACCUAUGUUUGAAAAUUUCUAUUUUAUUGGUGAAACUUUAAAAACAAAAAAACCAAAAUUUGAAAAAUAAACAAAUAGACCUUAAUCAUUAAUAGAAGCAUAAUAAGAAACAAUAAUGACUGAAAGAAUUGAUAAAAAUUACAAUUUUAAUAAUUCAGCUAUUUUAGGUUUAAAAAGAGGAUUUUCUGCAAAAUAAUUAUAAAUUGAACAUUCUUAAAAGAUUGAAGAAUUAAAAAAAAGAAUUUAACAAUAAAAUACUUAAGUAAAAUCUUAUAUUGAUCCAUUUGAUCAUUUAGCUGUAAAUUAAUUAAUUUAUUAAAAUAAAGCCAAAACAUCAAGACUAAAAAAUAAUAAAUGA